AACAGAAAAAAGAAAAAUAAUCGAGAGAGAAGAAUAAGAAUAAAAAGGGUGUUAAACCAAGCCAGUUUUGGUUUCUGGGAAGGGACCAGUUUGUAGAAAGAUGGUGAAGAAUUGGAGGAAAGCUUUGAUUUUGGUGCUGUUUACAGUCUGCAUUCUGGGGUUUAAGCCUGGAUUUGUCAAUGGCGAAACGGAUCAAGGAGAUGUGUCUGCUCUAGGGGUUAUGUACAGUGCUUUAAAUUCACCACAGCAGCUAACCGGGUGGACCGCUAGCAACGGUGAUCCAUGUGGGCAGUCCUGGAAAGGUGUUACUUGCUCAAACAAACGUGUCACCGAAAUUAAACUGUCGAAUCUUGGACUUUCCGGGACAAUGGGUUACAGCCUUCAAAGUUUGACAUCAUUGAAAGAAUUGGACUUGAGCCAUAACAAUCUUGUUGGAGACAUACCAUAUAAUAUUCCUCCAAACUUGCAGCGAUUAAAUCUUGAAUCUAAUCAAUUUACCGGAGGCGUCCCUUUUUCCAUCAGUCAGAUGCCUUCUCUUCAGUACCUGAAUCUUGCUCAUAACCAGCUUCAGAAUGCCUUGAGUGACAUGUUCGGAUCGCUUUCUUCCCUCUCCACAUUGGAUCUCUCUUUCAAUUCUAUGACCGGUUCUCUACCCGAGAGUUUUAAGAAUCUUACCAGUAUAAGCACUAUGUACUUGGAAAACAACCAGUUUUCGGGCACUAUCGAUGUCCUUGCAAAUCUUCCCCUUGAUAAAUUAGAUGUUUCCAAUAACCGGUUUACCGGCUGGGUGCCUGCUCAAUUGAAAAGUAUCAAUUUGAAGACGGACGGUAAUUCAUGGAGCUCGGGGCCUGCACCCCCACCUCCACCUGGUACUCCUACUACUAGAAACACCAGAAAGCACAAAUCUGGUAGCAAUGGUUCCAAAUCAGAUGGUGGUUCCAAUAGUGGGAGUAGCAGUUCAGGAAUCGGAGGUGGAGCCAUAGCUGGAAUAGUGAUAUCAAUCCUCAUUGUCGGGGCUAUUGUAGCAUUCUUUUUGGUGAAGAGAAGAUCCAGGAGGUCGUCCUCAGAUAUUGAAAAGCUCGAUAAUCAACCCCUUGCUCCUCUUGCUUCUAAUGAAGUGCAAGAAAUAAAAUCCGUGAAGUCUUCAUCUUCAUUUGAUAGCCAGGCACUUGACACACCCCUUUCAAUAAAUCUUCGACCCCCUCCUGUCGACCGUCACAAAUCAUUCAAUGAAGAAGAGUUCAAUAAAAAGCCUAUUGCUGUUAAGAAAGCUGUACCGCCUCCUACAAAUGUUAAAUCAUAUUCAAUAGCAGACCUCCAGAUGGCUACAGGCAGUUUCAGUGUUGAAAAUUUUCUUGGUGAAGGGUCUUUUGGACGAGUUUAUCGAGCUCAGUUUGGCAAUGGAAAAGUUUUGGCUGUGAAGAAAAUAGAUUCAUCAGCUCUUCCCAGUGGAAUGUCUGACGAUUUUAUGGAGAUGGUUUCAAAUAUUUCCCAGUUGCAUCACACAAAUGUGACGGAGCUGGUUGGAUAUUGUUCGGAACAUGGACAUCACCUCAUUGUCUAUGAGUUCCACAAAAACGGUUCACUUCACGAUUUCUUGCAUAUACCAGAUGAGUACAUCAAGCCAUUAAUUUGGAACUUGCGAGUCAAAAUUGCUUUGGGGACUGCACGUGCACUAGAGUACCUGCAUGAAGUUUGCUCUCCAUCCGUCGUUCAUAAAAAUAUCAAGUCAACAAACAUCUUCCUUGAUUCUGAGCUCAAUCCUCACCUUUCUGACUCGGGCUUGGCAACCUUUAUUCCGAAAGCAGAUGAGGUAUUAAAUCGCGACGAUGCAGGGUCUGGAUACAGUGCACCGGAGGUUAAAAUGUCCGGCCAGUACUCUCUUAAGAGUGAUGUUUACAGUUUUGGAGUGGUUAUGUUGGAGCUUCUCACCGGACGUAAGCCCUUUGACAGCACAAGGCCCAGACUAGAGCAAUCUUUGGUUCGAUGGGCAACACCUCAACUCCACGACAUCGAUGCUCUAUCCAAGAUGGUUGACCCGGCACUCGAAGGGCUUUACCCGGUUAAAUCUCUCUCUCGUUUUGCUGAUGUCAUCGCUCUUUGUGUCCAGCCCGAGCCUGAGUUCCGACCACCUAUGUCGGAAGUGGUUGAAGCACUGGUUCGGCUCGUGCAGCGAGCUAACAUGAGUAAGCGAACAACAGGGAUGGAGCAAGGUGCAUCUCCGCGAACCAACAACCCUAAUGAUACACAUGACUACAUGUAAUGACGAAAGAUCUCUUGAUUGAUUGUUUUGGUGAUGAGGACUUUGAGAUUGUAAUCAUGUUCGAACGUUUUAUUUUUGGGUUUCAUUGUAAAAUAAUUAUACAUUCCUUAACUUUAGUUUUGGUUUCAAUUCAGUCCCUGCAGUUUGUAAUAUGUUGCAGUAUAGUCCAACUGGUGAUACCCUCACAUUGAAAUUCUUUCACCCUUCUGUAC
This is a messenger RNA of Hibiscus syriacus, 2475 nucleotides long. Its product is annotated as protein STRUBBELIG-RECEPTOR FAMILY 6-like. Bases 101 to 2263 code for a protein of 720 amino acids. NCBI's taxonomy places the organism in Eukaryota, Viridiplantae, Streptophyta, Magnoliopsida, Malvales, Malvaceae. The transcript is spliced from 16 exons. The record is from RefSeq and is a predicted model, not a curated record. Gene Ontology annotation, molecular function: protein binding; protein kinase activity; ATP binding. Gene Ontology annotation, biological process: protein phosphorylation.